Molecule: messenger RNA, 1759 nt
Organism: Tetranychus urticae (two-spotted spider mite)
Lineage: Eukaryota; Metazoa; Arthropoda; Arachnida; Trombidiformes; Tetranychidae
Source: RefSeq, a predicted model, not a curated record
AUAAGUUUAUAUUUUUUUGGAAUGUUUUCGACUUCGCUCAAACUAUUUUGACUCAGUUCUGAAUAUUGAUUCUCAUCCUAAUUACAAUGAAAAUUGAAAUGUUAACCUUGAUACUAUUGUGCUUGUCUAUUUCAACCCGUGAGACAUUGAGUUUGAAUGACAACAUUUAUGAAUGGGCACAAAGAUCUGGUGAAUAUUCAAAGUGGAUAAAACAAGUUGAUAAAUCUGAUGAAAAUUACAAGCUAUUCCUACAGAAUUCUGUACUUAGAGUGACUGCUUUUAUACCCACAAACGAGGCUUUCGAUAAAUUUUAUGAGCCAUCUAAUGACAUCAUUGGUUCCCACUUGGUUUAUGGUUCAUUCGACUUAGAUAAACUUCUAAAGAUAAAAAAUAAGAGCCACAUAGGUGUUAAAAGAUCCAUGUUACGAUUCAGUAGGGGCUUUGACGAAAGCCGCAACCGAAGCGCUGUUUUCGUUUUGGAUGCUCGAAUUCUUGAAAGUCAUCAAGUUGGAAACUCAAUGGUGCACAUUAUUGACCGUGUUUUGAAUCUCCCUAAAUCUACAGAAUCAGUUGUUCCUAAUGCUUUGGAAUGGAUCAGAAAUCCAAACAUCUAUCCUUCUGUAUCUGUUGCAAGUGGCGUGGGUACUUUCUCAGAUUUUAUCGAGAGGCAAAAUGUUACUUUCCAAUUCUCAAAUUGUACUGAAUGUACCUUUUUCGUACCAGAGAAUAUUGAUAACAAAACGGCAGCAAAAAUAGAUGCGAAUGUUUUGCUCGGCCACGUUAUUCCAAAUCAAAUACUUUUCCUAAGAUCUACGAAUAAUUCAACCCCUUACAAAACUAAAGCUGAUUCAAGUAACUUAACUGUCGAGCUUUACAAGGAAGAAAGAUCAGAAUCUGACUCAAUGGAAUCAUUCGUUUAUUUAAAUACCAAGGGAUCCAUCAGCACUCAUUUCGGUAACACUAGAGUUAAAAUUACACGAGCUAAUAUUCCUGUCAACAAUGGAGUGAUCCAUAUCAUCGAAAAGCCAUUGAUCAAUACUGAUGUGUCAAUCUCGCAUUACCUUAAUGCAGAAAGUGAAACCAAUGAAGUUCAUGAAUCAGUGAACAUACCUAUCGGAGAAGGGGAAGGUCUCAUAAAAUCACAUUUUAUUGAACAAAAAACGAUCAGCACUCAAAGCGAUGGUAUGUUUAAGGAGACUGCUUCUCUUGGGCCAAACAUAGAGCCAGACUUUUCUGUUGAAGACAGAUGUCGCACAACUUUCUUUAUUGGUGAGAAGCUCAAUUGGACUGAGCAGUUGAGUAGUAGAAAUGAUGAUUGUUUUACGUUUUUUGCUCCCACCGAAGCUGCCUGGAACAAGCUUCAUGAACGAGACCCUGAAACAUACAAGAAAUUGAUUAAUGGUUCGAUUGUAGAAGGUGGCAAAUGGAUACUGGAACAAUUUUUAAUAAAACUUGCUUGGCCUUAUGACAUUUUAGCAAGCCUGCCAGGUAUCAGCACAGAGACUACCUUAUUUGAAUUUUUGAAAGGGCCUCAAUUAACCUUAAAGUACAUAAAUUCAACCACUACCAUCGUUCGUCCUGACAUCACAGCAAUAAAUGGGUACAUACACGGAAUAGAUACAGUUAUUACCCAAGAUAUACGUCUGUAAAUAAAGGUUUACAAAACUCAGUGAGCUGACUUCUGUACUAUUUAAUCUUCAGCUCAAGUUGUCCAAAUUAGUCCAGGUACUUUAAUACUUUAAUCGAUAUAUUCGCAAAU